This is a messenger RNA of Drosophila willistoni, 740 nucleotides long. RefSeq lists its product as uncharacterized. The transcript is spliced from 2 exons. Lineage: Eukaryota; Metazoa; Arthropoda; Insecta; Diptera; Drosophilidae. The record is from RefSeq and is a predicted model, not a curated record. The coding region runs from base 77 to 610 and encodes 177 amino acids.
UAAAUUCUUGAUAAAAAUUUUUCCAAACAAUCCCUUCUCCACGAGAUCCUGCACGAAGUCUGAAGUCGGAAAUAUCAUGUCGCCGUCAAAGAUUCUUGGCACACGUCAACUCCUUGGCACGAUGGCCAAUACCAUGAUGACUGGACCCUGCCUCCGAUACUGCCAACUAUCGGCCACACACCGGCUAGUCCAUGCCUCACGGGCUUUCGCCGCCACCCGGGAUGGCAUCGAGAAGUUGGAAGUGCCAGCGACCACGCCCAUGUCUUUUGGGCGUGCUCAGUGUUUGCCCUUAAAACGAAGCGAACAGGAGCAUCGAAGGUUGGGAAACGCGCAAAAUACGGAGAAUGUAAAAAGGUUGCAGACCGAGAAGUGUCAGCACCCAAAGAUUGCCCGUCUACCAUUCAAACGGCCAACUAAAACGGCCCGUUCUUUUCCGGAUCGCCGUUAUAACUCUGUGCAGGACUUACUGAAGACCAUGAGUCAACCGCAUCAGUUGGCCAGCAAGUUGGUGAGCUUGUCCCAGGAAUUAUCAUCCGAAAAGGAAAAGAAUAAAAGGCUUCUGGAGAACUAUCACGAUCUGCUGGAGAAAGUAACGCUGGAGGAUAGAUAAAACAAAAUGAAAAAAAAAAGAUUUUGCCAUGGAAAUUUUACAUUUUGGCUUACAGCAGGAUAUUGCUUAAAUUUAUUCUAAAUUUUUUACUUAUGUCACGUUUUUGACAAUAUACUGACUGGUAAUGUGA